UAUUACCACAUAAACAGAAACGUACAGAGUGAGAGAGAAAGAUCUAGAGUUGUGUAUAAGAGAAAAUGGAGAAGGAAACGAGUGCACACAGAUCAGCUCAUUGCUUAGUCUUAUCGUAUCCAACCCAAGGCCACAUUAAUCCUAUGCUCGAAUUCUCCAAGCGUUUAGAGCACAAAGGAGUGAAAGCUACACUGGUUACCACCUCCUCCAUUUCCAAGACCAUUCAUAAAGCUGAAAGCUCAAAUAUUGCUCUCGAGACCAUCUCCGAUGGCUACGAUGAAGGCGGCAUAAAGCAAGCAGAGAGCAUUCCAGCCUAUUUGGAGCGCUUUUGGAGAGUUGGGUCUCAAACUCUGGUCGAGCUCCUCGAGAAACUUUCUGCCUCAGGCUCUCCUGUUGAUUGUAUUGUUUAUGAUUCUUUCUUGCCUUGGGCUUUAGACAUAGCCAAGAAGUUUGGGUUAGUCGGUGCAGUGUUUUUCACUCAGUCUUGUGCCGUCGAUAACAUAUUUUACCAUGUUCACGAAGGAUUGCUGAAACUCCCUCUUUCAGAGCCUGAGAUUUUGCUUCCUGGUUUGCCACCACUCGAACCUCAGGACAUGCCUUCCUUCAUUUAUGAUUUGAAAUCUUACCCAGCUUUCUUUGACAUGCUUGUGAAACAAUUCUCCAACGUUGACAAAGCCGAUUGGGUCCUUUGCAACACGUUUUAUGAGCUGGAACAAGAGGCGGUGGAUUGGAUGGCAAAGAUAUGGCCAUUGAAGACCGUAGGACCAACGAUACCAUCUAUGUUCUUGGACAAACGUAUUGAAGACGACAGAGACUACGGUUUCAGCAUCUUCAAACCAAACACCGAUGCAUGCAUGAAGUGGCUAAAAGAUCGUCCACAAGGGUCGGUUGUCUAUGUUUCUUUCGGGAGUAUGGCCGUCCUUGAAGCUGAGCAAAUGCAAGAAAUAGCUUGGGGUUUGAGGAUGAGCAACAGCAGUUUCUUGUGGGUUGUCAGGGCCUCAGAAGAAGCAAAGCUCCCAGAAAACUUCGUGGAGGAGAUGUCGGAGAAGGGAUUGGUGCUUCAAUGGUGUCCUCAGCUGGAGAUCUUAAAUCACGAGGCAGUGGGAUGCUUUGUGACACACUGUGGGUGGAACUCUACGUUGGAGGCCCUGAGCUUUGGUGUUCCAAUGGUGGCAGUGCCGCAAUGGACAGAUCAAAGCACGAAUGCUAAGUUUAUUAUGGAUGUUUGGAAGAUGGGAUUGAAAGCUCCAGUUGAUGAGAAAGGGUUAGUCAGGAGAGAGGCUGCAGAACAUUGCAUAAGGGAAAUAUUGGAGGGAGAGAGAGGAAAAGAGAUAAAAAAGAAUGCCUUCAAAUGGAGGAAAAUCGCCAAAGAGGCUGUUGACCAAGGUGGAAGUUCUGAUAAAAACAUUGAAGAAUUUGUGGCUAAAUUGGUUCUUCAUUCCCAAGUCCUAUUGCCUUGAUCUUCACUCUCUUUUCCUAAGUUGUAGUAGUUUCUUGUAUCCAUUAUCAAUUGUGACGUAAUAAUUCUGGCUUGAUGUUAAUAUCUCUCGAUCUAAUGGUUCGAAAUCAGUCAUUAGUCGUAUCAGUAUUUCUUAAGAGUUUUUUCUGUCUAAACUUUUUG
Molecule: messenger RNA, 1621 nt
Organism: Juglans regia (Persian walnut)
Lineage: Eukaryota; Viridiplantae; Streptophyta; Magnoliopsida; Fagales; Juglandaceae
Product: UDP-glycosyltransferase 74F2-like
Exons: 2
Coding region: 66-1460 (464 amino acids)
Molecular function (GO): UDP-glycosyltransferase activity
Source: RefSeq, a predicted model, not a curated record